This is a messenger RNA of Aureobasidium vineae, 699 nucleotides long. Lineage: Eukaryota; Fungi; Ascomycota; Dothideomycetes; Dothideales; Saccotheciaceae. The record is from the annotation of a GenBank genome assembly.
AUGGAAUCAGAUACUCUCGCGUCAAAAGCUCUUGUCUAUGUUCUUGCGCACUCUGAAGAUGGCGCGAUACUACUAUUGUGUCAUAUGGACCUGACAUUUGGAGGGAAUACCUUUCAUCGUAUGCUUAACACCUCUGCAAGACUACUUAGUCCCGACAAGAAGGUGUUCGUCUAUCUCGUUCUUGAUGCCAGCUACGUUGAAAGUAUAGAGAUAAGAAACGACGACGCUGUGCCGGUUGAGGUCACGAAUGCUUUCGUAAAACAAUCACGCUGCACAGCAUCGACCGAGAUUUUGAGCUUGCAAUUUGCCCUCGAAGGUCAGGUGCCUGUUGUCUCUCCGAACUCGACAUUACAAAAGAGGCCAUCCAUAUGCAAAGCUAUAGAUGCUUUGCUGCGGAUAGGCCGGUGCAAAACACUCAAGAUCUUCGUGCCUUCUCAAUUCAUCAAAAAGCAGCAUCUCCCAGAGCUCUGCAGCUCGCUGGCUCAACGGACUCUCAAGCCGGCUCUCAACUAUAUCCUGAAGACUCUGUAUGAAGGCACCGGCGGCAAGCUCGUUACGGACGUGGAAAAUCUAUGCAGGCGCGAGCAGCGUACUAACCAGGCAAAGCGUUUGAGGCGUGAGGUGAUUAUUCUCGGGCUGAGCCGACCGUCUGUCAGAGAACACGAUUUAAAGCUAGCCGACCUCGAGACCGAUGCAUAG